AGGAAAGCUGAAGCUAUUAACAGAGCAACAUCUCUGCAAUGUCCGAUGAAGCGACUGUUCCUUCUGGCUGGUUCUUUAUUCUUCACCAUUCAACUCGCUCCGGACUCAGCGCUGAACUCUGUCACUGCUUGUUCAUGUGGGUUUCAUAUUUGUGCCGCAUGGCGGUCGCAAUCGGUUCAGCUUGGUUCCGAUGUAGCUGGUGUACUUCUGGGACAUUGAAGUAGAUACAAUGUGUUCAUGGUAAGACAUUUGAUAAUGGGUACUGAAACAAAUGUUUGAUUGUUAGAAAGUUGAAGCAGAUCUUCUUGUUAUUUUUCAUAUUCUUGUAAAAAAUUAUUCCAAAUAGAUUUUAUUCUUCCUUGUUAGACAGCUUAUGCACAUCUCUGGUUUGUUGAUAUGUGCUGGACACAUCAGAAAAGGAAAUUAAUUAUGCAAAACUCAUGCCAGCAUGCUUCACAUAUUCAAAUGCUCAAAGCUUGUGGGAAACAUGUGCAACUCCAAUUCUUAAACAGGUGAAGAGUGAUUUUACCAGAUAUUGCUAUGGAGAUGAGCAGCAUUUGGAUGAUACAUGAAAACAAAUAUUCUUAUAUGACCAUAGAGAGACGGAAGGACACUCUCAAAAUUGCAAACCAGCUUUCUUGCCUUUUCUACUUCCUUCAACCCAGCAUUCAAAGAGGGAAUUCCUUUCUCCUACUCAAAAAUGGACGUGAGAUUAUCUUCUGCUCAGACUAAGAACUCUGAGGAUGUUGUGGCCAGUCCUGCAAUUCAAAUUGGGGGAACUGGAAAAUCUUGUCAUCAAUGCCGGCAAAAAAAGGAGAAUUUUGCUGCAACCUGCAAGAACUUAAAGAAAGGGAAGAAUUGUCCGAUUAAGUUCUGCCACAGGUGUCUUUUGACUAGGUAUGGAGAGAAUGCUGAAGAGGUUGCACAGUUGGCUAAUUGGACAUGUCCGAGGUGUCGAGGCAUUUGCAACUGUAGUCUUUGCCAGAAGCGACGAGGUGAACAGCCUACUGGUCCCUUAUAUCGUAGUGCCAAGGAAUCUGGCUUUAAUUCGGUUGCAGAAAUGCUUUCUAUGAAGAAAAAUUUAGAAACAUCAAAUCCAUUAAAUGAAGGUAGUCUGGAAAAGGAGCCUGAAGUACUUCUCUCUGGGGAACUUGGAAAUGAACAUUUUUCAGAUGCAAAUGAUGUCGCUGAAGUUUACAACAAAGAUUAUGGUGGUGAUAAUGUUGGUGCCAUGUUCCAAGAAGAGAUAAUUGCUGAGGAAAUUCUUUUGCCACCUGGCAUGGAGUUAAAAGAAAUAUUUGGCAUCGAGUUACCACCCAAAGAGGUGGGGAAUGCAUUGCAGAUUUUAGAGUUUUGCAGAGUGUUUGGGAAGGGUCUUGAUCUCAAGGAAGGAGAAGCUAAAGCCAUUUUUGAAGAAUUGAUCAGUAGAGAAAGUAUGGAUGAGCAUAACUCCUCACUGAUUCAAUUUCACUUUAGAUUGUUGGCAUUGAUCCUUGGUGAUUCGAAAAAAGAGUCUCUAUCCUUAUCAACCAAGAAUGAAACUAAUUCAUGGUUGAAACAUUUAGAGGAUUUGAUUAUGCAAGCACAUCACCUAAAUGAUUUCCCUUUGGAUUGGUUUCAAGAAGGCAUCAGUGGAUACUAUAAAUUGGAUUUGUCUAAGAAGUUUAAACUGAUGACUUUUCUUUGUGACGAAGCUUUGAACACUGCAAAACUAAGGAGCUAUAUUCAGGAUGAAAAUUCAAGACAUGCAAAAGAAGUGAAAGAAACAAAACUUAAGAUUGCUGCAGCCAAGGNAAAGAUAAAGUGUCNUGCACAGUUGCAGAAUGAGAGGGCCAACGAGAAUGUUAAGGUUGGCGAAGCACACGCUGAGAUGUUAAGGUUAAAAAGCACAAGUGAAAAAUACAAAAGUGGAUGUGAUGCCACGAGAAUCAAUCCAGUGUUUGUGGAUAACAAUGGGAUGACAUUUUGGAAGGUACAAAGUUACAACGACGAAUGUGUUUUGCGGCAAGAUAUGAAGAUACAAGAUGAAACUGCCACUUUACCUGAAGAAAGCUGGUUUUUGUACAGUCUCACCGAUAAGGAUGAAAUUGAUAAAUAUAUAUCUUCAAUGGCUAAAAGACUUAAGAGCCACAAUUCUCAAGCAAGUUUGUAGGAGUUUAGGUUUAAUGUUAAUUGUUCUUAACAGCAUAAUGCUGGCCAAAACCCUCAUUGCAUAUGGUUUCGGUAGAAAUCUCUAUUUCCUGGCCAGAGUAGGUUCUUCCUUUGUUUUUGGACUCAAGGGACCUUCAUUAUUGUAAUCAUUGUAUAUAAUUUUUUUGUAUUUGAUUUUAGUGGAAUAAGAAAUUAGAUGAUUUUUUGUAAUUUAAUUACUAUUUAUAGUUGUAUUAUUAUUUUUUAUUUUUUAUUUAACUAGUUAGAUGUACAAUAAUAUAUUCAUCGAAAAGUGAUGAUGUAUUCUGAAUAUUUCUAAUAGUAACAAUAAGAAGAAUUCUAGAAUUUUUGUCUUGAUCAAACGUUAAGUGUUACUAUUUUCCAUAACGAUAUAAUCCGUUGAAAAAAUAUUAAUGGAACU
This is a messenger RNA of Vigna radiata var. radiata (mung bean), 2572 nucleotides long. RefSeq lists its product as uncharacterized. Bases 701 to 2152 code for a protein of 483 amino acids. Gene Ontology annotation, cellular component: nucleus. Lineage: Eukaryota; Viridiplantae; Streptophyta; Magnoliopsida; Fabales; Fabaceae. The transcript is spliced from 17 exons. Gene Ontology annotation, biological process: regulation of DNA-templated transcription. The record is from RefSeq and is a predicted model, not a curated record.